This is a messenger RNA of Tachysurus fulvidraco (yellow catfish), 1317 nucleotides long. RefSeq names its product regulatory factor X-associated protein. Gene Ontology annotation, biological process: regulation of transcription by RNA polymerase II. The coding region runs from base 268 to 852 and encodes 194 amino acids. Lineage: Eukaryota; Metazoa; Chordata; Actinopteri; Siluriformes; Bagridae. Gene Ontology annotation, cellular component: nucleus. The transcript has 3 exons. The record is from RefSeq and is a predicted model, not a curated record.
UUUGACACAAUCCUACAACUACAUCCGGAAUAUUAGCGGCUAAUUCGCCUGUUGUUGCUACGAGCAUCAUACAUAUAAACGGCACCGACUCUGAUUAAACACCUUGUUUUUAAGCCUUUUUUUUAUCCUUUUUUUACCCAUUGUUUAUUUGUACCUAUUGAAACGAACAGCUUUCCAUGAAACGGGAUGUGUUUUCUUCCGUUAGCUUCAUGCUAGACGCUAGCUGUCACUUCUCACUUUGAGUUUGUUUAUCAAUCAAAACGCAACAUGAGUGAGAACGACAGCGUAAAUUCUGAGGCUAUUGUUAAUAAAGAAGCCCACAUGAACCUCUCCGGGAACAAAAGCAGGAGUGUAAACAGUUCCCCUCCGGAGAUGGACGCUGUGUUUGACAUGGACGAGGAAGAAGAAGAGAGCGACGCUUUAGACAACACCGAGCCGAGGGAGAGCGCGCCGAGCCCGGCGGAGCCAUGUGACGAGAGCGCGCCUAAGCGCUGCGUUUAUGACGGCUGCUCCGAGACCAGUGCUCUGGGUGCCAAGCAGAGGAAACCAUGGAUGUGCAAAAAACACCGCAACAAAAUGUACAAGGACAAGUACAAGAAGAAAAAGAGCGACCAGGCUAUGGCGACUGGGAAGAUAGACGAAGGCUCAGAGGAGAGGCCUGUUUCUGUGACAAAGCAGCGGCUCGGCACUGUUGGAGAGAGACCCACAAGACCUUCGCUCAUAGAGCAAGUGUUAAACCAAAAGAGGCUGUCUCUUUUGCGAAGUCCAGAGGUCAUCAGUUUCCUCCAGCAGCAGCAGCGUCUCCUCACCAUGCAGACACAAUCUCAAAGUCAUGACCAGCAAAGCUACUGAGCACUGUGUGUAAUAGCAUUUUUUUCUGGGGAUUAUACACUUUACAAAUACUUUAGGAAGAGCUUAUUUAUAGCUUUAAAAAUGUGAAGGAUCUGGACUCAGGCUGAUGUUAAAAUGACAUGCCACCACUAUGGAACUAUGGUGUGAAAUCACAUUUCAUCAAGGCCUGGAUGAGCUAUCAUGAUCAUCAUUAGUAGCAGUUCUACUGUAUAAAGUCAUUUUUAAACUACCAUGUGGGUCUUCAUCAGAUGCUGUUAUUUUAUGUGCUAUGAUGCAUGUUAUUUUAAACCAAUUAUGUGAAAACUGUAUAAAGAUUCACUCUGUGAUAUUUUUUUUAACACUAGUGACUUUGUGUGUUCAUAGGAAUUUGUUUUAACCACUUAAUUAUUAUGAUAUCAUUAAUGCUCUGUAUAAAGAAGAUUGUGUAUUCUUAUUUGUCAUAGUCAAAUAUAUUUGAAUAAUUUA